AUGUCCUCAAAGACCACAGGAGGCAAGGGCGGAAAGGCAAAGACCUCGUCCGAGACCCGCGUCCUCACCACUCGCUCCUCCAAGGCCGGUCUCCAGUUCCCUGUCGGCCGUAUCCACAGGUUCCUGCGAAACAAGAACGCGAACAACGUCCGUGUCGGUGCCAAGGCGGCCGUCUACGUCGCGGCGAUUAUGGAGUACCUCACCGCUGAGGUGCUGGAGCUUGCCGGCAACGCCGCCAAGGAUCUGCGAGUGAAGCGUAUCACGCCGCGCCACCUGCAGCUCGCGAUCCGUGGCGACGAGGAGCUCGACCUGCUCAUCCGUGCCACCAUCGCUGGCGGUGGUGUUCUGCCCCACAUCCACAAGAACCUCAUCACGAAGCCGCAACAGAAGAUCCAGAAGAAGGUCGCCUAA
Molecule: messenger RNA, 411 nt
Organism: Trichosporon asahii var. asahii CBS 2479
Lineage: Eukaryota; Fungi; Basidiomycota; Tremellomycetes; Trichosporonales; Trichosporonaceae
Product: histone h2a variant
Exons: 5
Coding region: 1-411 (136 amino acids)
Cellular component (GO): nucleosome
Molecular function (GO): structural constituent of chromatin; protein heterodimerization activity; DNA binding
Source: RefSeq, a predicted model, not a curated record